AUGUACUUCAGGUUCGUCUUUGGAGAGCUCCUGCACGAGGACGGAACUCUGGACCCUGAGGAAUGGGCCCUUUUCAGGCAGCUAUAUGACCGGAGCACGCAGCAGCUGGAGGUGCCCAAGAUCUGCAUAUGGGUGGACACUCCAGCUGAGGUCUGCUUCGAACGCGCACGCAAGAGGGGGAGAGAGGCGGAGACGCCGCUCACUCUGGCCUAUUUGAAGAAGUUGGAGGCGAAGUAUCACGACUUCCUCUCCAGCGAGGAAGCUCACUUCGACGAGGUGUACCGCAUAGAUGGUCGUCAGAGUGCACGGGAGGUGCUGCGAGCAGCUGCAGCUGUAGUAGCCUCGAAGAUGAGCUAG
This is a messenger RNA of Klebsormidium nitens, 357 nucleotides long. The record is from the annotation of a GenBank genome assembly. Lineage: Eukaryota; Viridiplantae; Streptophyta; Klebsormidiophyceae; Klebsormidiales; Klebsormidiaceae.